AUGAGUUCCUCACUUUGGUACGGUGUUACACCUUGGGUUACAAACAUGGGCUACCAAAACGCCUUUAUCGUAGCAGCUUGUGUUUCGCUUGCACAGUUUGCUCUUGCGUUUGUGUUCGUCAGAUAUGGCAAGCCGAUGCGAAGGAGUAGUGCGGCAAAGUAUGCAAGAUAUGUUCAGAGAGCCAAAGCUGAUGGACUCGCUCACUAG
Fusarium coffeatum is the source of this 207-nucleotide messenger RNA. RefSeq lists its product as uncharacterized. Bases 1 to 207 code for a protein of 68 amino acids. Lineage: Eukaryota; Fungi; Ascomycota; Sordariomycetes; Hypocreales; Nectriaceae. The record is from RefSeq and is a predicted model, not a curated record. The transcript is spliced from 2 exons.